GCCUUCGCCCUCUCCUCGGGGCUUGUGCCGCACGCACAGGGGCGAGCAGCCACACGCCUGCCCGCUCUGCGCCAAGGCCUUCGUCUCCUCCUCGCACCUUGCCCUGCACGUGCGCUCCCACACGGGCGAGCGGCGCUACCACUGCCCCGCAUGCGGGAAGCGCUUGCUGCAGUCCUCUCACCUGGCGCGCCACAGGGCCGUCCACAUGGGCGAGUGGCCCUUCGGCUGCCACGACUGCGGCAAGCGCUUCGGCCGGGCCUCGCAUCUCACCACCCACCGCCGGGUGCACAUGGGCGAGAGGCCCUUCCGCUGCCCGCUGUGCGCCAAGGCCUUCACGCAGAAGGCCGGCCUCGUGCUCCACGUGCGCCUGCACACCGGCGGGAGGCCCUACAGGUGCGACAAGUGCGGCAAGGACUUUGCUCCUCUGCCCAUCUCGUGUCGCACCGGCUCCUCGA
This is a messenger RNA of Tinamus guttatus (white-throated tinamou), 455 nucleotides long. Lineage: Eukaryota; Metazoa; Chordata; Aves; Tinamiformes; Tinamidae. The record is from RefSeq and is a predicted model, not a curated record.